CUAUUUUCUGUAGUAGCAGCACCACUGAGCUUUUCCAGUGCCCGCCGCUUAACGUGGAGACAAAUACGAGGGAGAGAGGGGAAGAGGAGGGGUGAGGGACAAAUUAAUCUUGGGCCACAGCGGUGGCAGAACGCGAGACAGUGAAGCAUUGCAGCGAAGAUUUUAUUUGGCUCGUUCGCUUCAAACGGGCAGCAGAGACGGAAUGGAUCUACCUGCCGUCGGGGAGCAUGUCUUCGCGGUGGAGGGCAUCGAAAAGAAGCGCUUACGGAAGGGCAGAAUCGAGUAUCUGGUGAAGUGGCGAGGAUGGUCAGCCAAAUAUAACACAUGGGAACCCGAGGAAAACAUUCUUGAUCCGCGCCUUCUUGUCGCUUUCCAAAACAGAGAAAGGCAGGAGCAAAUGGUGGGAUAUCGAAAAAGAGGACCUAAACCCAAACACCCCCUGGUCCAGCUUCCUGCGUUUGCUCGUAGAUCAAGCAUCCUGGGUGGUCUUCAGGACACAUCACUGGAUGAGGAGAACCAGCCCAAAGUGGAUUCCCUCCAGAUCCACCGCUCACGGCCGCAGCACUACCAGCUGAACAGUAAAAAACACCAUCAGUACCAGCCCAGCUGCAAGGAGAUAUCCGUUGAACAACAUAUGAGCGGGAAAAAGAAACACUUUUACCAGCUGAACAGCAAGAAACAUCAUCACUACCAGCCAGACCCUAAGAUGUAUGACACGCCACUCACGGGACCCAAAGAGGUUAAGGGUCAAGACCCUUCCAACAAAGGUUGGAACCUCCCUCCAGCCUUGCAACAGAAGUGGAUUCGGAACAAAGACACCGGCUGCCUGAGUAAAGUGAAAGAUCUGUCUAUCGAGCUCAAGGGUCUGCCGGAUAACGCUAACAAAGCGGAGCGGGCACUCAAAACGAGCGCCAAAGAGUUUGCGCUUCCUAAUGGCAUCAGCAGCAAGAUGAAAAUAAUCAAGAACAAAAACAAAAACGGCCGGAUUGUGAUUGUAAUGAGCAAAUACAUGGACAAAGGUGUGCAUUCAUCCAAAGUAAAAAACAGGGACGUUUCUGAAGUGGAAAUGCAACACAAUGAGGAAUCUACACUGAUUAAUACGGACAAUCUGUCUGAUGGUGAAACGGCAGAUCAAGGAGAAGCCAGUGAGAAUGGUUCUGUUGAGAACAAUAAGAAUCUUUCUUCUACUAAUGAAUGUGUUCAUGAAAACUCCCUCGAAAAUAUUGAACUUCCAAAAGAUACGCCCACAGAGACUGAACAAAAAGUGAUGGAUAUAUGCGACCAACCAAACUCUUCACCCAUGGCAGCAAAGAAAGCUGCCCCAUCCCACAUUGACACCAGAACCAAUCCCCUUAAGAGGAACCUGUCAGAACGCAGUGAGGAUGUGAGAAACUGUAAGCAGUUCUUCAGCUACAGGAGCAUCAGUGCACCAGACACCAUGCUUUCUUCCCCUCAGAGAGAACCUAUAAACCUGCAUUACAGAGGCAGUCACGCCACCAGAGCGUAUAGUUAUGACUUUAGCGACACCAUUCCCGAAGAGCCUAUUGAUUUGAGCUGUGGUCCAACCAAAACUCUAAAACAGUGUCCUACAGGGGAGAAGGUUUCAGGAAGCUCAGUGCAAGUGGAGAAAACAGACAGCCAUUUGAAACCGUUUGUGGGUAACGUUAUCAUCACAGAUAUCACUACGAACUGCUUAACUGUGACCUUUAAGGAAUACGUUCAAGGAGAAUGACAACAAUAUGUUGGACUGUCAAUUGUUCGUAUGAACCAGCUCAAAUUUGAUUCAUUUCAGAUGCACUGAUCAUAGUCAUUCCUGAAGAUAUAUUUACACAUUUAAACACAUAAACCAUAUAUAUAUAUAUUUGUGUUUUAUAUAUAUAUAUAGGGUUUGUUUGUUUAGAUGCCGAUUUUUUAACACAUAAAAUUGUGAUGGUUGGCAUUUUGCUGCUGUUGAAAUUGAAUUGAAAACCCCGUAACUUUACAGUGUGUAACAUUGUUUAUAAAACUUUGAAUUGUUAUGGAUUUUGCUACCUGAGAAAAUAUCUGCCCUUUUGGAGAAAGCACACUGGUGGAUUUGGAAGAAUUCAUUGAAGAUUGAUGUUAAAUGCACUUAUUUACACCUUUCAAUGUUCAUGUCCAUCAUGGACCAUAUCGUUUUUUCUUCCAAUGUUGGGGAUUUAAGCAUUUUUCAGAUGUACAUAUAAUUGAGAUCUAUACAUUUUGAGUUGCUUGGAAAGGUGUCAUCAUGAUGUACAUGAAUGUACCUUAAAAAAGUAUUUUUGGAUAUUAGCGUAACAGAUUUUGUUUUGCUGAAAAUAUUUUACUUGACUGGAUUUCCAGAUGCUGUUGGCCUGUGAGGUCUUCCUGUGCAAUGCUAGAAAAACAACUGGAUUGUUUAAUGUUCCCUAUCCGUAAGAAGUUUAAGUUGCACUUUAUCAUCUCCUGGAUCUCUUUCAUUAAUGAAUUCAAUAAUAAAAAAUAAAUAAUAAACCCAACAAAGGCUGUUUAUCCUUAAUGCAGAAUAAUUAUGUAACAGCAGUAUAACUAUGGUCAGAGAUCAUCAAAACUGUUACAUGUGACCAGAAAGUAAAUGUACGUUUGAUGCUUACAUUGGACAGUGCAAUGCUAUAGAUUUUGUAUGUACUGGAAUCAAUUUACAGUCAGUGCAAUGUACUGUAAUUACGCAAUGAGAUGUACGGUAUGUAAUGUACAAAUUACACAAUAAUGUUAUGCAUCAAUGUUAAGGCCAUUUAUAUGCAUAACCCCAUGUUUUAUGCACACAAUGAAGUGUCAGUUUGAAAAUGCUUCUUAAAUCAAUAUUAAACUCUGUUCAAUAAUAAAAACGGAUGAUUUGUUUUAUAA
Messenger RNA from Ctenopharyngodon idella (grass carp), 2862 nucleotides. It is a transcript of the gene cbx4, whose product is annotated as chromobox homolog 4 (Pc class homolog, Drosophila). The transcript has 5 exons. NCBI's taxonomy places the organism in Eukaryota, Metazoa, Chordata, Actinopteri, Cypriniformes, Xenocyprididae. Gene Ontology annotation, biological process: negative regulation of DNA-templated transcription. Bases 203 to 1732 code for a protein of 509 amino acids. The record is from RefSeq and is a predicted model, not a curated record.